CAGGUUGUGGGCUUGGGUUGGGUCUUAAAAAAUGGGUGGUCAUUUGCCAGCUAGAAAAGAAGACAGUAGGGCGUGUAUGACUGGGAGGGGGAAAGAGCAUGCAGUGCCAUGGGAACAGGACAGAACUUAGUGCAGGAGUGAGAUGGAGCUGAGAGGGUAACUCCUUUUCAGUGCCUGGAUCACUGGGGGUCUGCGUGCUCAGCCCAUAGCCUGCUCAUUACCUGUGGGCUGAGGGCAUGAGCAAGUGCAGGACAGGUACGGAGCUGUCCCUUAGAGAAGCAGCCACCACGUGGUAGUGAGUUAUUGCUGGGGUCCUGAUGACGGGUGCUGAGGGUUUGACGAGGCAGUGGAGGUGCCGAGGAAGGGCUGGAUGCACAAGCUUCUAAGGAAAACCGCCAGCGCCUGGUGGUGGACUGGAUGUAGGGAGGGAGUCAUCACGACUGACCUGGUUGAACACAUCCCCUUUGCUGGUGCUUGGAUGAAUGCAGCCCUGCACUCUCCUGGGACCUCGAAGGGCACCGAAGCCAGAAGUAGGGUCAGCUCAGCCUCUAGCUCCGCCUCCGACGGGCCGCAGUGCGGUGGAGGUUGCGGCUCGGCCAGCCCUGCAGGUGGCGCUGUGUGUGUGGAGGCGGGGGGCUGGGAAACCGCCUGGAGGCUGCGCACGCGCUGUGUGUGUGUCGCCGCGCAGGGGCCGGGGCCGUCCGGUCCCGGAAGCGGAACAGCCCUUGUGGGAAGCGGGAGGGGGCGGUCGUGGUUCAGCUGCUAGAUUGAAGGCAAACUUCUAGCGGAUUGUUCGCUUCCGAGGGGCCGCGGGCGGUAGCUGUCGGGUCCCUCUGACCUGUGUUGGGGGGCCUGGGAAAGGGCCGUGACGGGUCCUGAAGAUGCAGCAGGGGACAUUGACCAUGGCACUGCUCUCGGCCGUCAGGGGCGCGUCCCGGCUUUGCUCCAGGCGCCUCCUCACGCGUCAUUUCUCCCAAGCCGCGCGGCGUGGACAGCGGCCCGGCGGGGAGGAGUUAAGACGUCUGCUACUGGAUGAUUUGCCGCCGACCCCGCGGUCGGCCGGGGAGCUGGAGGUUCUGUUUGGCCUGUCCCCGUGUCUCUUGGCCCUGCGGGCCGCCCGCCGCCGCGUGGCCCGGCUUCUACUACAGGCCGGCAGGUCCGGGCUGCAGGGGGAGCGGGUCGAGCUGCUCCGGGUGGCCGAGGCGCGGGACAUCCCAGUCCUGCGGCUCAGUCGGCAGAAGCUGGAUGCCCUGUGCCGCUACCACGUCCACCAGGGCGUCUGCAUGGAGGUGAGCCCGCUGCAGCCUCGGUCUUGGGCUGAGGUCGGGGAGACGAGACCGGGCGACGACCCCCAGCAGCUGUGGCUCGUCCUCGAGGGGCUCCAGGAUCCCCGGAAUCUUGGGGCCGUGCUGCGCUCCGCUCAUUUCCUCGGAGUGGAUAAGAUCAUCACCAGCCGGAGAAACAGCUGCCCGCUCACUCCGAUAGUCAGCAAGGCCAGCGCGGGGGCCAUGGAGGUGAUGGACGUGUUCUCCACUGAUGACCUGGCCGCUUUUCUACAGGCCAAAGCCCAGCAGGGCUGGCUUGUGGCUGGCACAGUGGGCUGCCCAGAGCCUGAGAUUGCCCCAUCCUCCGAGAUUCCCAUCACUAGUUGUUUGGACUUCCUCUGGGAGCAGCCUACUCUCCUAGUGCUGGGGAACGAGGGCUCUGGUCUGUCCCGGGAGGUGCAGGCCUCCUGCCGGCUUCUCCUUACCAUCCUACCUGGCCGGCAGCUGCCUCCUGGACUUGAGUCCUUGAAUGUCUCCGUGGCUGCAGGAAUUCUCCUUCACUCUAUUUGCAGCCAGAGGAAGAGUUCCCCUGCAGAGGGGAAGAGAGAGCAGCUUCCUCAAGACCCCCAAGACCCCUCAGCCACAUCAGAAGGGCUCAGAGUGGCUCAGCACCCAGGACUGUCAUAAGGAUCAGAAGAAGAGAGGCAGAAGGUGGACUGACUUGGAUUGUCUGAGCCCUGCCCAGAAGUCAAGGGGAAGUCUAGACAUCAGAAAGGAAAUUGCAUGGCCCUGUCCAGACAGCCUGUGCCUCUCAAACCAGUGUGAGAAUGGUGGAGGGAGGCCCGGGUCCUUCUGUGGUCCAGACAGAUGCAAAUCCAGGAUCAAACCCUUCCUGGGGGCCUUGAGCACAUGGCUUCAUCUUUAUGUGCCUCAGCCCUCCUCUGCACCUCCUUCACAGGGCGGUUUGUGAGGAUCAAAUGAAUACCAGGUUUCCAGGAGACUCUCCAUUCUGUUUGAUUCCUCCACUAGGUGGCAGCCUCGCUCUUUAGUCACAGUCUCUUUGGGACACUUUUAGUCACCUGGGGAGGUUCCUGGCUGGAGCCCCGCUGAGAGGCAAGCGAAAGAUUAGCAAACUCCUUCUAUUGUCCCGCAGGGCCCACCGGUGACCCCUCAGUCAGUCCACCUCCUGGAAGGAACCGAUGAACCAGACCCCCGGCCUUGGAUUCCGUGAGGUGGUGAAGACAGGGUUGCUGUUAUUUGUGCAAUCCAGACAGAGUUGGUACACAGCUACCCUAGCUGGAGCAGAAGCCACCAACGUGAAUAGUUUAGAGCAAUCUUUGGCUGCACAUUGGGACCACUUGGCAAGCGUUAAACAGCUGGCACCAGGGAGCAGUGCUCAGAGAGUCUGAUGUAAUUGGUCAGGGUGCAACUUGGGCAUCAAGAUUUUUAAAGUGCCUCAGGUGAGUCUAAUGUGCAGCCCACACUGAGAGGCCCUGGAGCAGGGUUUCUGCACCUCUGAGCUGUUGGCUUCCUGGGCCAGGCAACUGUUGUGACAGCCUGUCCUGGGCACUGCAGCAUGUUCAGCACCUCUGGCCUCUGCCCACUAGGUGCCAGUAGCACCCCUUCCCAGUCGUGACAACCGAAAAUGUCUCAGGACAUUUCCAGAACGUCCCCAAGGGGACAAAACUGCCCCUAGUUGAGAACGGCUGCUCUGGAGCAUGGAUCCGGAGGACAGCAGCCCUCGGUUCAAACCCCCAUUGCUGUGUGACCUUGGGCAAGUUCCUUUCCCACUGAGCCUUCAUCCCCUCCCCUCCUUGGUGGAGGGGCCAAUUCUCCCUUCCUGGGAUGCUGGGGCAUAGAGGGGGCAGUGGGGACUUGGUGCCUCACAUGUAGUAGGUGCUCAGUAAGCAGUGCCGCGCUUCUCAUGUGGAAUGCAUUUAUCUCGAAAUUCAACUGGUGACACCAAUUUGGAAGGACAUUUGAUUUGUUUAAAAAGGGCCUAAGAGCAGAGAAAGACAAGUACCAAAUGAUUUACCUCAUUUGUGGAGUAUAACAAUGAAGCAACACUGAAGGAACAAAAUAGCAGCAGACUCACAGACUCCAAGAAGGAACUAGUGGUUACCAAAGGGGAGCAGUGUGGGAGGGAGGGAGAUGGGGAUUGAGGGGUAUUAUAAUUAGUAUACACGGUGUGUGUGGGGGGGUCACUGGGAAGACUGUGUAGCACAGAGAAGACAAGUAGUGACUCUGUGGCAUCUUAACUACGCUGAUGGACAGUGACUGCAAUGGGGUGUGGGGGGGACUUGAUAAUAUGGGUGAAUGUAGUAACCACAUGUUUUUCAUGUGAAACCUUCCUAAGAGUUUAUAUCAAUGAUGCCUUAAUAAAAUAAAAUAAAAAGAGAUAAGGGCGGGGGAAAAGAAAGGGUAUUACGAUUAGCAUGUAUAAUAUGGGGGGGCAUGGGGAGGGCUGUGCAACACAGAGAAGACAAGUAGUGAUUCUACAACAUCUUACUACGCUGAUGGACAGUGACUGUAAUGGGGUUUGUGGGGGGGACUUGGUGAAGGGGGACCCUAGUAAACAUAAUGUUCUUCAUGUAAUUGUAGAUUAAUGAUAACAAAAUAAUUUAAUAAAUAAAUAAAUAAAAUAAAAAGGGCCUAAGAGCACUUUAAAGUCAGUCUUCUCUCUUAAGAAAGAGGAAGAAACCCCUUCACAAACUCCACCAAUCUCUACAUGGUCCCCCUGAGUUGUCCCUGACCAAUACGCAGGCCUGACCUCUGCUGGCAUGUGUCAGCCGUGGGCAUGCUACACUGCCUCCCCCAUCCCUGCUGUGCUCUUGGCCAAGAGCCUAGUGUGGUUUUUAACCUUGUCUGCACCUUAACGUCAUGGGGGAUAGCUUUAAUAUUCCAGAUGCCCGGGGGCAUCAGACUGAUUAGAUCAGAAUCUCUGGGGAAGGAGCCAGGUACCAGCAUUUCAGAGUGCCCCAGUUGAUGCCAGUAUGCAUCCAGGUUUGAGAAUCACUGGUCCCCAAGCCACCUGCUUAAGUCUGAGAAACUGCUUCUAAAGCACUCGUACCUGUGCUUUUGAGCACAUGCCUGAAAGUUUGGGCCGGGGACCUUUCAUCUGUCCCUGAGGCUCUUCAGAAGAUCCAGCCCUGGCUCCAUGGCUUCCUAUCUGGAUGGCUUCCCAGUCUCCUCAUCUGUAAAAUGAGGAUAGUACCUUCAAUAUGCUCCAGCUACCCCUCCCCAACAGUGGAGUUGUAAAGAUAAAAUGAGGGCGUAACAGUAAGAAGUGUCCUGUAAACUAAGGGACUGUGCACCCCAGGACUAGCUCAUAAUGAUAUAAACCUGGAUGUGAUGGUCCAGUUUACGUGUUAACUUGACUGGGUCAUGGAGUAUCCAGAUAUAUGGCUAGACGUUCUGGGUAUUUUUGUGUGGUGUUUUUAGAUGAGAUUAAUAUUUAAACUGGUAGACUGAGUAAAGCAGAUUGCCCCCCCCCCACUGUGGGUGGGCCUCAUCCCAUCAGUUGAAGGCCUGAAUAGAACAAAAAGACAGACCCUCCCCUGAGAAAGAAUUCUUCCUGUCUUUUGAAACUGAAACUCUUCCUGGGUCUUGAUCUUGCUGGUCUUGAGAAGGGCACUACAUCACUAGCUCACCUGGGUCUCCAGUUCAUUGGCUCACCCUGCAGGACUUGGGACUUGCCAACUUCUGUAUUCACACGAACCAAUUCCUUAUAAUACAUGAGAAGUAUGAAUAUAGCUAUGUGUAUACGUGUUUAUCUCCUAUUGGGUCUGUUUCUCUGGAGGACCCAGACCCGUAGCCUCGGUGAAGACCAGGCUGAGCUGUAUGCUGGGGCUCCCUCUGUGCGCGGGUACAGAAUCGAGCUCUGCUCUCCAGGACUUAACCUAGCAUGGGACCUAGAUAUCGGGGGUGGGGGUACUCAGGGUCCAGAGAUCCUUCUCCAAUCCAGGGACUCCUCUGCAGUGUCUGGAGGCAUGCUGUUCAUCAGCCUUCUGGGUCCCAGUGGUCUGGGCACUCUUGGGCUAACAGCCAGGCACAAGGGGCUCCUCCCUGCUUCGUCCCUGGUCAACAGGCUGGCUAGCCUCUGAGAAGACAGGUUCCCUAGAAUGAAAAGGGAUUGAGGCCCUAGUUACCUGCCAUGCACACAAACGGCAUGCAAAUCAGGCAUUCCCAAGACAGGAAACAGCCUGGGCCCUGAGGCUGAAGAUGAGGCCUGAUGCUCCCUGGAGUGGCUGGUCUCUGGUCCUGACACAGCACUGUGCCUGACACACACAAGCUGCUCAAUAAGAGUGUUAAAUAUUCAGGAGCUGGGGUGGCUGUGCCUUGGAUAUGAAGGGGAUUGGGUGGGGGGGUCCAUCCUCUGCAGGGCAGGGUCAGGGUGAAGCCAUAGCAGAGAACAGUGGUAGUUAAGACUAUGACCCUGGCUGUUAAGCAGUGUUCGCUUUGAGCUCCAACUUUGUGACUUGCUAGUGAUAUACAUGUGGACAUACCCCUCAGCUUUUCCAAGCCUUGGUUUUCCUUGUCUUUAAAAUGGGGAUAACAAUAGUGUCUACUUGAGAGGAUCAUGGUGCAGAUUAAAUGAGAUCACACAGGUAAAGCCCUCACCCUGUGCCUGGAGGAGGAAGGCAGCUGUUCUUGCAGCCCCUGGGGGCAGACCUAGAGUUCAGGGCACUGGCUCUGUUUUCCUACCAGCAAGGCCUCAACUUCCCCAUCAGCUCUAGCACUCCUUUCACCUGCAUCUGCCUGUGAACAGCUAAAGGGAGGUGGAGAGCAGAGGGGGUUGGAGUGACAGUCGCAAUAUCCUCCUUUGUCAGGGCUCCCCAACCAAGAGGGGAAGGGUCUGGGAAGGCUGGUAACCCCAGAGCAGCUGAACUGUGGCCUGCACCCCCACCCACAUCCAGGAUUGGAAUACUUUUUUUUGGUAGGAGGCUAAAUUGCCAGCUCCCUCCCCUCUGGUUGGGGUCCUCAACUAGACCCCCCGCCCCCCCACAGGGCCAGGUGCUAGGGAUCCCCCACGGUUUGUAAAUGUAAUCAACCUUGAGGUCUCAGGCUUCCACAGGUGCAAUUAGCCUGCCCAUCUGCUAAUCCCUGAUUAAUGAUGUUUAUAAACAAGAGACUCCACUCAGAGCUGUUCAGCCCCUCCCUCCCAGGCUUGGAGGCAGGGGGUCUUCCUGGCGCCCCCACAGUACACACCCUCUUCAGGCCUCCCCAGCCAACACCCCUUCCCAUUUCCCUCACUGGGCAGAGCUGGGGGUUGCCCCUGACCCACUCUCUCAUUGCAC
This is a messenger RNA of Manis pentadactyla (Chinese pangolin), 6562 nucleotides long. It is a transcript of the gene MRM1, whose product is annotated as mitochondrial rRNA methyltransferase 1. Lineage: Eukaryota; Metazoa; Chordata; Mammalia; Pholidota; Manidae. The transcript has 6 exons. Gene Ontology annotation, biological process: rRNA methylation. Bases 882 to 1952 code for a protein of 356 amino acids. The record is from RefSeq and is a predicted model, not a curated record. Gene Ontology annotation, molecular function: RNA methyltransferase activity; RNA binding. Gene Ontology annotation, cellular component: mitochondrion.